UAAAUCGCUCCCCACAUAAACAUGUUUGCUCUAUUUAUUCCAAGUAACCCAGCAAUAAUCGCAGGCACAAAUACAGAAAAUACAUAUGAUGUAACAAAUGGAAACCUCUGUCUCUCUCUCUCUCUCAGGAUCUCGGAGCGACUGCGCAUCGCUGGCAGCCUCCUCUUCAUCCUCUUCUUCUUCAUCCUCACCGCCGUCCUCGUCAAGGUCCCCAUGGAGCCCGGGGUCUUCUUCUCGGUCACCAUGGCGACCAUCUGGUUCAUCAACUCCUUCGGCGCGGUGCUCCAGGGCUCUCUCUUUGGGCUGGUGGGUUUGCUCCCGCAGAAGUACAGCACCCUGUUCAUGAGCGGGCAGGGGCUGGCCGGGACCUUCGCUGCCCUCGCCAUGUUGCUGGCUCUCUCCAGUGGGACAGACUCCGAGACGGCCGCUCUGGGGUACUUCAUCACCCCCUGCGUCGGAACCCUGGUCUCUGUGGCUUCUUACCUGCUCCUGCCUCAACUGGAGUUUGCCCAGUUCUACUUGAAUAAAAGUAAUCAGAAAAAAAACUAUGAGCUGGAGAGCAACGACACACUGCUGAAUAAAGAGAGCGCCGCCCUGCAGGAGGACGGGAAGCAGAAAUCCUCCCUGUGGGAUGUGCUGAAGCAGAUCCGGGUCAUGGCCUUCUGCAUCACCUUCGUGUUCACCGUCACGCUGUCUGUGUUCCCCGCAGUAACUGUGGACGUGAAGACCGUGUACACAGGAGGCUGGGAGCGCUACUUCACCCCAGUCUGCUGUUUCCUGGCCUUCAACGUGAUGGACUGGGCUGGAAGAACAGUCACCUCUUUUGUGAGAUGGCCCCGGAAGGAGAGCCCUCUGUUCCCGGGGCUGGUGUGCUGUCGCGUGGUGUUCAUUCCCCUGCUCAUGCUGUGCAAUGUGCAGGAGCGGUCCUAUCUGCCUGUGCUGUUCUCCCACGACAUCGUCUUCGCUCUCCUCAUGCUGCUCUUCUCCCUCAGCAGUGGCUACUGCGUCUGCCUCUCCAUGUCCUACGCCCCACAGUUGGUCAAGCCGCAGGAUGCAGAGACGGCUGGGGCUCUUAUGACGUUCUUCCUGGCUCUGGGGCUGUCGCUGGGGGCCGCUCUGUCCUUCCCUCUGCGAGCGCUGGUGUGAACGAGACCCCCGAGAUACGGAGAGGAGGAGUAGGGGGCUGCCAGAGGGAGGGAGCACGUGGGAGAGAGAUUAAGAGGGUGAGAGAGAGAGAGAGAGAGAGAGAGGGAGGAAGAAUGGUCUUGCAGGCAUGACGGGGCACUACAGCGGCAGUGCAAAGACUACUGACAGGAACACAAGAGCAAUGGGACUAGAAGACUUUCUUAAUGUCCUGAAGACACUGAUUUUUAUUUAUUUAUUAAUUUUUUCCCCCAUGCGUUUCGAAUCUUAACGUUUAUCAAAGAAUUUUUAUUUGUUAGGGUUGAAAAAACAGUGGAAACUUCAUAUGUUCCCACUGCCCGAGCGGUUAAAAUCCUGCUCUUUUUUAAAUUAUUUUAAAAGGGAUUUUGCAAGCUGCUGACGAAGGGAAUUAUAUAUAAAAAUACUGUCUAUUAAGGCCAGAUAGUCUGUGUGACUUACAGUACCAGUACAGUUACUAAUAACUCGUACAUUAUUUAUUGUGGAUAGGGUGCCAUUAUUGUACAGUUCUUAGUAUUCAAAGUUCACUGCAGGUUUAUAUACAAUCCAGAAUGUGUCCUUGGAAUUGUAGAUGCAUUUUUGGUUCUUAUUUUAGUUUAGAUACAGUAGCUGAAUUUUGACUGUUAGGAACCCUGCCCACUUUGCUGAAGCGCUAUAACCUCACUUCCUGUGUUACGGAGAAUAAGACCCCCCCCCUAAAACAACAUGGUUUUACUUAUAGGGCUGAGAGAAGUUAUAGUCCCUU
This is a messenger RNA of Acipenser ruthenus (sterlet), 1906 nucleotides long. Its product is annotated as equilibrative nucleoside transporter 2-like. Gene Ontology annotation, biological process: nucleoside transmembrane transport; adenine transport; uridine transmembrane transport. The record is from RefSeq and is a predicted model, not a curated record. Gene Ontology annotation, cellular component: basolateral plasma membrane; plasma membrane. Lineage: Eukaryota; Metazoa; Chordata; Actinopteri; Acipenseriformes; Acipenseridae. The transcript is spliced from 9 exons. Gene Ontology annotation, molecular function: nucleoside transmembrane transporter activity. The coding region runs from base 22 to 1146 and encodes 374 amino acids.